Molecule: messenger RNA, 6432 nt
Organism: Oncorhynchus gorbuscha (pink salmon)
Lineage: Eukaryota; Metazoa; Chordata; Actinopteri; Salmoniformes; Salmonidae
Gene: rbm20
Product: RNA binding motif protein 20
Exons: 16
Coding region: 390-4238 (1282 amino acids)
Biological process (GO): regulation of RNA splicing
Cellular component (GO): nucleus
Molecular function (GO): mRNA binding; zinc ion binding
Source: RefSeq, a predicted model, not a curated record
GAGAGAGAGAGAGAGAGAGAGAGAGAGAGAGAGAGAGAGAGAGAGAGAGGGAGCUAAGGCCAGGGGCUUUGCUGGCUGCCAUUGUCGCUGUCUGUCAGGAGAAGCACUGGGGAGAAAGCGAGAGAGAGGGAAGAGAGAGGAAAAGUUCCUGCUGAGUUAAAGUAGUCCACGGGACCACGCGUACAGUAUUCAACAGCUUUCCUAGGCUAUCAGUCGGCCAUCGCAAGGGAGAGAGAGAGGAGAGAGAGAGAGAGAGAGAGGGAGAGAGUUUCACCAAAGGAUUUUUUAUUUAUAGCCCCUCCAACGGCAACAGUCAGUAACAACUUUUCUGAGGAGUGUGUGUGGUUGGUUAGUGGAGAUAAAGGACUAGUUAGUGAUUUUGUUUGGCCAUGCAACAGGCCUGGGAUAAGGCUCUCUUUGAGGCUCACAUCGAAGGUGUCAAGAACGGCCAAACUGGUGAAAUGUCGGGGAAAAGCCAAGGAGGAUAUAUGGGAACCAAGACGUCCAACGAACACUUCCAGAGCACCAGCGUGUCCGACGGCAAUGAUAACAAGCCCCAGCCAGUGGGUGGUGUCCAGGGCCAGCUGAGUGGUGGGGGUGGGACCCACCAGAACCACCAGAACACACAGCUCCUCUUGACACCCGCCAGUAUCCAGCUAGCCCAGCUCCAGGCCCAGCUCACCUUCCACCGCCUUAAACUGGCCCAGAGUGCUGUGGGGGGCAACGCAAACUCAGCAAACGCAGCCAGCAUCCUCAAUCAGGUCCUUGCCAAUGUGGCCAUGUCCCAGCCCCUCUUCAACCAGCUCCGCGCCUCGGCCAUGGUCAGUAAUCCCCAAGCAAUUGGUGGUGGUUUCCACUCCAGUGCCCUAGCCUUCCAACUGCCUCCACCACCGCCGCCACCGCCGCCACCGCCGCCACCCCCCAACUCUGCCCUGGGGACUUUAGUAGGGGCCGGAUUCAACCAGAAUCAUGGUAAUCUGAGGCUGAACCAUUACGGAGGUGGGGGUGUUUCUGGGAACCAACAGCAGCAGCAACAGGCCAACCAGCAUGGUGGAUCAGACUACGGCAAGAAAGCUGGCUCAACAUACCCUUCAGAUAUGGAUAGGCGUCUCCAGUAUGGCUUCACAGGGGGGACGUCGGUGGCGUUGAGUGAACCCGGAGAGGGACAAGGACAGUACGUGCCAAUCAUGACUCAGGCAAAGAGUACAAACCAAGGCUUUCAGAUUGACUUCUAUGGUCAGAGUCAACAACAACAGGCUGGGUUCAGUGUUGGGAAUCAAAACUAUCAGAACAAGAACCCUUUUAAUGAGCAGCAGUGGAAAAGCCCAGGUAACAUGAGCCACGCGGGAAAAGGGUUGGACAUGGUUUCCAAUACUGCCACAGUAUGGAGGGGGACUGGGCAGCCAGUCCGUGCCAGAGAGGAUCUGUACAAUCCAGAGGAGCCGACCUCUGACCCCAAGUUCAAUUCCGGCGGUGGGGAAAUUACUUCCUCGUUCGGAGAAGGCAUGGGUGUCACCAAGGGGUUUGUGGGAUACCACAAGCAGCCCCUGCAGGAGGGAGAGGAGACCCUGUCUACAGGUGGUUCCGUACAACUCCAACCUCACCAGCUGAAUGACUUCCACGCCGUGACGCCAUCCCACCUGCCCCACCAGUGCACCAUCUGUGAGAAGAAGGUCUAUAACCUCAAGGACUGGGACCAGCACGUGAAAGGUAAACUACACCUGCAGAACCGCUUGCUGUACUCUGAAGGUGCUACAAUCAGAGCCGGAGCCGUCUACUACGGUCCCGCCGGGUCGUCUGAAGGAUGCCUAAACAACGGCGGAGUGAAUAACUCCAUGGCUUACUCUUCCACCGCCAAUCAAGAUGUAUCAUCCGGAGCUAACCUACCAGCUGGAGUAAUGAGAACCUAUCCCAUGUCAGGGGCUGGAUUUACCCAACUCCCACCUGGGUCAAAGGUAUUUCCACCCAGGAAAUCAAUCACAGGACGGGUGGUCCACAUCUGCAACCUCCCCGAGGGCAGCUGCACAGAGAAUGAUGUCAUCAACCUGGGACUGCCCUUCGGGAAAGUCACCAACUACAUCCUCAUGCGCUCUACCCACCAGGCGUUUGUGGAGAUGGCGUACAUUGAGGCGGCCCAGGCUAUGGUUCAAUACUACCAGCUGACUCCAGCCACGAUCAACGAUCAGAAACUACUGAUCAGGAUGUCCAAGAGAUACAAGGAGCUUCAGCUCAAGAAACCAGGGAAAGACGUUGAUUCAAUCAUCCAGGAUAUCAACUCUCUGAGGGAAAGGGACGAGAUGCAGGAGACUGAUCACUACAUGCCAGAGAGAGCGCGGUCCCGUAGUCCCAUCAGCCGCUCUCUGAGCCCUCGCUCCCACAGCCCCAGCUUUACCUCCUGUAGUUCAGCCCACAGCCCGCAGGGGGCACCCUGCCGAGGAGGCCCGGAACGGGGCUCCUGGACCGCCAAACACAUGAGAAAGGGGGACGAGGACAGAGAACGAGAGAGGGACGAGGUGCCAUGGAGGAACGGAGGUACAGUGGAUGACGACAGGCUGAACGGGAGGAUGCAGGAUCGACGGAACAAGCCGUACCUGAAACACUCCGAGCGGAUCAGUCCCAGAUCAGCGGACCAAAGAGGAGGAGGAAGAGGGGAGGGGAUGAGGGGGGGAGACUGGUACCCCCACCCGCGGUGUAGCCCUCAGGGGAUGCCCCCCUUCCCUUCGUACAGGAACACGGAUGAGGACUCCUACAAAACACAGCAUGUGUAUAGGCCAGAGAAGCCCUACCAGAGACAUGAGGAGGGGAGAGUCAAGUCAAAGAGGAGGGAUGGGGGGGACUACCACAGAUCCAGACACUCAGAGUCAGAGCUGGGAGAGGAGUCUCUACCCACCAGGACAGGAGAAGACAGAAGACAGAGAGGAGGCUCCCCGACAUGGGGAAGGAGCAAGAAACCCACCAUGAGACACCAGGAGAAACCGGAAAUAGAGAUGACUGAAAAUAACGGAGAAACCGCUGAGGAUCAGCGAUCCAAAGAGAAGUCUGUUUCUCCUCAACGAAGUGGCAAGCAUGAGAGAGAAAAAGACAGCGAGGCGGAGGAGUGGGAGAGUGGGGACGACACAGAGGGUGAGUGCUGGUACCCCAAGAACAUGGAGGAGCUGGUCACAGUGGACGAGGUAGGAGAGGACGACUCCAUCAUCGAACCGGACCUCCCUGAGCUGCAGGAUGACGAGGAUGUGUCAGCCUCAGACCUCCAAAAGGAUCCUACGGAGGAGGAGGAGGGAGAGGCUCCACGAUCAACCUCCACCCCCAGUCCCAGGCCCUGCUCUGAGAUGGAGUUAGCCCAGAGAGAGGAUACCGAGUUGGGUAGAGGAGGUGGGGUAGGUGGGGUGGUGGAUCCUAUACCUACAGAGCAGAAAGAUGGGGAGAUUAGUACAAACCCCAGCCCCACAGACCAGUCACUGCCACAGUCACAGUCACAGCCACAGCCACAGUCACAGCCACAGCCACAGCCACAGCCACAGCCACAGUCACAGCCACAGCCACAGCCACAGCCACAGUCACAGCCGCAGCCACAACCGCAGUCACAGUCACAGCCACAGCCACAGCCACAGCCACAGCCACAGCCACAACCACAGCCACAGCCACAGCCACAGUCACAGCCACAGCCACCCAUCCCAGUAGCCUCAGAACAGCUCAGUUCAGAUCUGGAUGAUUUCCCCAACCCGGAGUUCAAGGCAGCCCUGGAAGAGACGUGUUUGGAAGUUGAAGUACUGAAGAGUGGAGCGCCGACGCAGGAGCUGGCGCUAACCAAUCACGCUGGCGCGUGUGAAAGCAGCAAGACCCAGGAUGUAAUAAUACACCAGGUGGAGGACGUGGGGAGGGAAGUAACGGUCAUGAAGCCAGACAUACAGCAGCACAAGGCUGAGACUCCUAGAGUCAUCCAGAAUUCAACACAUGUCCCACGUCCUAUAAACCUGAUAGACAUAGGGGCUCCCUCACCUUCUAGAGGGCAGGAGAAGAUUAUCAGUGAACACAGCAUCCCUCUGGGGGUGGAGUUCAUCGUGCCCAGUACGGGGUUCUACUGUAAGCUGUGUGGCCUGUUCUACACCAGCGAGGAGACAGCCAAGACCUCUCACUGUCGUAGUACUGUCCACUACAGGAACCUUCAGAAGUACCUGUCUCAGCUGGCAGAGGAGAGUCUACUUGGUGCACUAACUGACCCCUCAGCUACAGAGUGACCUCUGACCUAUACUCAUCAUUCGGUACUGUCAAGUUGAGAUGGUGGACAGCGUUGCGUCUGUGCUACAGACUGAGUGAUCUGAGCUUGCCAAGGACUACUCAACGAAAGAGACAUGAAUAAAUGACAUAUCGGAUGGAAGUCACACGGUGAAAUGCACUGGACCCGUUAGAGAAGAGCGAUUCUCUGAGAAUUGUUUGGACUAAAACUCAUUGCUACAAAUCAAAUGAAAUGUUAUUGGUCACAUGCUCCAUAUACAGUAAUACAUAUUACCGUGAAAUGCUGACUUACGAGCCCAUUCCCAACCAUGCAGAGUUAAAAAGAAAGACAAAUAUUUGCUAAAGGAAAUAGUAACGCAACAAAAUAACAAUAACGAGGCUAUAUACAAUCUAGCAAUAUGUUUGAUUCUGUACAUAGUAUAAACGAUACUGUAGUUUAAAAAGGUUCCAGUGUUACUGUACUACAUUUGUGAAAAUGAAAACCGGUCACCAAAGAUUUGUGUUAAAAAUAUAUUUAUCUAUCUUUCACCCUUUGAUUUAUUUGCAGUAGAGAAUAAAUGUGUUUGUUUUUCAUCGCGGGAAUAAACACAGCCUUCUUUCUAGUCAUUAUUGUAGAAGUCAGACUCUGUGAUAUAGUGAACUGAAAGUCAUCCAUAUUAGUAUUUGUCCUGGUUCUGGUUCCAUGAUGUUCCAUGUAGCUGUACUCCAAAUAGUAAUAUAAUCAUUUGAUUUAACAUUUCAUUUGAGUCUGUAGAGUGUUAGGGAUAUUACAUUUUUAGAUGCAAAGUGCCUUGGAACAUGUCUGCCAUUGUUAGAUGUAGCAGUUUAGAAGUAAUCCUCAGGUUGGUUUAAUUUGGAUAUUUUAACUUUGAAUGUAUAUUUCAUGACACAGUGUUUCUGUGUAUAACUGGAGGAUAUGAAGGCCUACACUUGUUAUACCUACUGUGUCUGUUCAUUGAGACAAAAUGGAAUACGGUUCCCGACAGACAUGGACAAAGACGUAUCAGUCUGAAAGAUAUGGAACUUUCAAAAUACAGAAAUCAUCCCAGUAUGAUGCAUUUUGCAUCCAUUUUGAAAGUUACAUAUCUUGAAAGGUUAAGUGCUGUAAAUGAUUUAGUCCCGAAAUUCUGACAAGCAGAACAUUUAUCAACAAUCGACUAAUGAAACAAAUACCUACAAAUAUUUUCUGUGUGGAAUGUUCCUUUAAAUUGAGAUACAGUUAAGUAUCGCCAUACGUUUUCUUCAGGUUUUCUUCUAUUGUGGUUUGUCCCGUAUUUGAUUUCAUUUAAAAACUACUUUGACAACUUUGUGAAUUGUAAAGUUUGUCACAAUCAGGUUCAAUAUUUUGCAAAUGUCUAAAUAAUUUAUACAGUGCCUUUAAACUGUAGAGAAACUUGAACUGGACCAUGUGUGUUAUUUAAGAGUUAAAUUAAGUGUUAAGAGUUAAAUGAAGUGUGAUUUUAAGUCAGUAUAAUAUAUUGUCGAGGCAGGGUUUGAAACUUGCUCUCUCUCUCUCUCUGUUUUCUACACUGUGAAUGUUGCUCAAAGUUUUAAGAUUGUGUUGAACUUUUCUUAUGGUUAUUUUCUGAUGAAAUCAUUUGAAUAAACAUGUAAAGAGAGAAAGCUGUUUGUGUAUCAGUGGCGGAGGCUGAGGGGAGGACGGCUCAUAAUAAAGGCUGGAACGGCACAGAUGGAAUGACAUCAAACACCUGGAAAACAUGCGUUUGAUGUAUUUCAUGACAUUCCACCUAUUCCACUCCAACCAUCACCACGAGCCCGUCCUCCCCAAUGAAGGUGCCACCAACCUCCUGUGGUGUGUGUGUUGCCAAUUUAGCAAUUUUCUCUAUUUUCUCCCAUUGAAUAAUGGGAUGCAAAAUAAUGAGUUUAGUUUAUUAGACAAUUUGGAAAGCAAAACACAGUAAAAGACUACUAUUUUGCAUAAAUCAAAUCCUUGAGGAUGAGAAAAACUGCUACUUUAUGUGCAUGGGGCAUUGUGACGUUCUACUGUUUGAGGGGAGCGCCCCCAGAUGUUAAGGUAGGAUAUUACACUUGUCAGACAAAACUAAUUGUAUAAUGAUUAUUCCUUUUGAUAGCACAGACUUGGUCAAGUCAAUUGCACUCUUGGACAUGAUCAUUGACAUUACACAUUACAGUCAAAUAGGAAAAAAAUAUACAAUAAACUAUCUAUCUUUGGAC